This is a messenger RNA of Botrytis fragariae, 1119 nucleotides long. Its product is annotated as putative cfem domain-containing protein. Bases 1 to 1119 code for a protein of 372 amino acids. Lineage: Eukaryota; Fungi; Ascomycota; Leotiomycetes; Helotiales; Sclerotiniaceae. The record is from RefSeq and is a predicted model, not a curated record. The transcript has 4 exons.
AUGGCUACCAGUGCUGCUGCUGUUGCGGAUCUUCCUCACGAUAACCGUCAAGCUCAGGCAUUCGCGAUUACUUUUGUUUUUCCGGCCAUUGCGACAGCCGCCCUCUUUUUACGGUUGUACAGUAGAUCCUUGACUAGAUCUUUUGCUGCAGUGAUAAAAUACAAUUAUGUCGGUAUACACAUAUGGGAUCUUCCAGCCGAUUGGGAUUCCGUGCCUGGUGCAAAAUAUGGCUAUGCGACCGAACUCAUUUACAACCCCAUCUUGGCUCUUGUGAAAACAUCUAUCCUUCUCUUCCUACUUCGCCUUACCGGCCAAAAAUCUAAUGUCAGACUAACGAUUAUUGGUCUUCUGAUUUUCAAUGGCGUCAUGAUGGUUGUCACAUUCCUUCUCACUGCUUUCCACUGUGUUCCCAUUGCCGCAAACUGGUACCCUGCCCAGUACCCUGAUGCCGUCUGCAUGAACUUUGCAAACUUUGUUACCGGGACAGCAAGUGUCAGUGUUUUGACCGACAUGCUGGCUUUGUUAAUGCCAACAUGGAUUGUCUACAAUCUACAGAUCUCACGGAGGCAAAAAUUGAUGCUUGUUGCUAUAUUGUCAUUUGGUCUUAUAACCGUUAUUAUUGGUAUUAUUCGGAUCAUCCUUCUCGAUUCGUUCGAUCGCAAACCUCCAGCAGAUAUCACAUAUUCUCUUCUUUUCUGUAUUACAACAAUCGAAGUCGGCUUAUCAUUUGUUUGCGCGUGUGCGCCCGCACUUAAACCCAUUUUUGUGCGCAUCAUCCCCAAAAUUUUUGGAGAAAGUGAUCGUUCGCGGAGUCAAAAGAAAUCUACCGAAGGAUAUGGACAGGGAAGAACAGCCCGCCGCCCAGAAGGCUAUGAAAUGAGUAGGAGAACGGCGCAUCAUACUACAGAGAUUGGGGCCGGCGAUAUAGACGGAGACUAUGAUAAAAUGAGUGAUGUCACUGAUGUGGAGAGUGGUCACGGAAAGGGGGAUGGAUUGCACAAAGGUCAGAUGGGGAUCGCAGUGAGAACAGAAACCGAAGUGAAGUGGCAUGACAGUAUGUCUGUGAAUAAUGGAAAGCCAGUCAGAAAAAGCGGUAGCAGUACCGAAAGUCUUGUAUGA